CGAAGGCAAAUACCCCCAGUACCAACCUGGCCGCGUCGCGGCGAGCGCGUUUCGCGCCAAUCCCUACUGCAAUUUCAAAAAUCUUCAACAAUCAAUACAUCAAUUACUUAUAUACAAAUUAUAAUGCAACGGCGACAAUAAAACUUAGUUAUAAGGUAGCAAAUGAGACAAAUCAGUGAAAGGGAAUAGUCAGUGUACAAACAGAUAUCAUGUGACGUAAUGUAAAACAAGUGAAAGUUGAACCAACUAAACGGUGCGCGCAGUGGCCGCAUGCGAACGUGUUCUGUGCGCAAAUAAAAAAAAAUAAAUGUCAUCGAGAACGCGCGCGGAAAAAUUAUAAAAUUAAUAAGUGAGUGCCGCGGUUUCGUGUUAUCCUGUGUCGCGUAGUGAAUUUUCGUGUUUCGCCGGAGACUUGGGGUUGAAUUGAAAGCUGUAUUAUAUUGUGUGAGGUUGUCCGCCCCUGUCGCUGGGCCAAUGGCGCUGCGGGUGCCGCCCCCGCGCGGGUUUUCGCCGCACUUGUGUCUGGCGCUUCUGCUCCUGCUAGUCCAAACUGGACUAGUCACAUCACGGCGCCAAGAGCCCUACUAUGGGCGUCUCAUCGGCAGACUCACGCAGUACGCACAUGGCAUCCGCGGUACUAUUUACGCAGUCGACGAGAGCACGAUAUUCGUGCGCGGCUUCGCUUACGAUGGUACGGGCCCCGACGCAUAUUUCUGGGUGGGGGAUACCCCGCAACCUUCGCCUGAAGGCACGCUAGUGCCGUACCCCGAAGACUAUGUCACUAGAGACCCGCCCAUCCUGUCAGCGCACAGCAAUUCUGACAUCCUGCUGAGGCUGCCUGGGGGCAAACGACUGAAAGACAUCAAGUGGAUCAGUGUUUGGUGCAGGAGGUUCACCGUAAACUUCGGAGACGUCUUCAUCCCCCAAGGCCUGGACCCUCCCAGACCCCGCGUCUUACCAGAAUUCAAGCGUUUAGCACACGGGCUGAGGUCUGGCAACAUUAGUGUCUUGGACGCUAAGACCUUUUACAUCCCUAACUUGCAUUACGACGGCGCUGGUCCUGACGCGUACUUCUGGGUCGGGAAUGGAUCAGAACCCUCGCCUUUCGGGACUAAAGUCCCCAACGAAAUGGGCUCACUUCACCCGCUUCGCGGUUAUCAAGGGGAGGACAUUGAGAUCGUCCUCCCUGGCAAGAUGACGGCCUACGAUAUCGACUGGCUGGCCGUAUGGUGUGUCGAAUAUAGACAUAACUUCGGUCACGUCUAUAUCCCUAAAGAUUUAGACGUGCCACCCGCUUUAGGACAGACUAAAAUCACCCCUCCUUGGUGGUAUAAUCCGACAAGCUCAACGACUUCACAAACUCCAUUUAGUGCCACAAACAAUUGCAAGGAAUUACUGGAUAAAAGGCUACAAGUCAGGUGGGAGAUACAGGGAGACCACGUGCAAAUCACAUUGGCCGCGAGAAUCCGUAAGGAGCAGUACAUGGCGUUCGGUAUAUCCGGCGCUGAAGGCAGGGCCGCCAUGUUAAAUGCUGACGUCGUCGUCGCGUACUGGGACGUCAGGACCAACCAACCCGUCGUGUCAGAUUACACGAUAACCCACCUGGCGCAGUGUGACAACGAACGAGGAGUUUGUCCUGAUACUAAACUUGGGGGGACCGAUGACGUUGCUCUUGUAUCCGGCAACCAGAAGAACGGGAUAACAACAAUCACAUACAGGCGGCCGCUCAUCGCAACUGAACCCUCGAAAGACAAGGAGGUCCUCACCUCCCGUUCGCAGUCCGUCAUAGCAGCCUUCGGGCCAUUGAACAGCAAGUUCGAAGCUAACGCUCAUUCCUUCAUGGAUACCACCAGAUCUGAUGUGCAAAUUGACUUUGGAGCUCAAAACGACAACACGUGCAUCGGACUAGCGGAGUUGGACUCAGCGGCUCCACCCGCGUGGCCGCCGCGCGUUAUAUCUGGUACUACCAACUUUACUGCCAGGAUCGGACCAGCUGGCGGCGUCAGGGGCUACACUCCUAUCACUGACAAUGAUAUUACUAAUGGAUUCCUGACUUACGGUCACCCGUCGUGGGGCAUCGCGUGGUACAUCAACGACCAGCUGAUCCCGGAGCUGUACGUGGAGCGCGGGAAGACGUACACCUUCCAUGUGGAGGGCGGGGACGACAGGACCAACCCUGCGAAGUUCCACCCGCUGUACAUCAGCGACUCGGGCGAAGGCGGGUUCGGGCAGAAGCUGGAGGCCGAGCGCAAGCGCCAGCGCGUGUUCGCGGGCGUCGCCUUCGACAACGAGGGGUACCCCUACCCCACCGCUGCGGGUCGCUACUGCGAGUGGACCCACAAGACCAUAGACCAGUCGUCUGUGUCGGCGACAUUUGAGGACUACAUGACGACCCUCCAGCUGGAGUGUAACACCGGGGAGCCGGCCGUGCUCAACUGGACCGUGGCGCACGAGACGCCGGACCUUGUUUAUUAUCAGUGCUACUCUCACAACAACCUGGGCUGGAAGAUCCACGUGGUGGACCCGGGCACCCCGGUCCCUCAGACCGGGGACCGCAUCUCUAUCAACUCAGCCACAACGCUAGCUGUCUCGCUCGCACUCACUGCGAUUACAGCGUUGCUCGUCGUCAGAUAAGGACGGGUAUAGGUUUCAGCGGGCGUUGCAACCACCUGUUUCUUAGCAAUAUCUACUAAUUUUGUUUAUAUCUUUAUGAAUUCAGGGGUUAUUGAAUAAGUUUGUUAAAUUUGAUAUAAUUAAUAUAAUUUGACAUAGGUAUUUAUAUAAAGUUUAGUUGAUAAAUUAAUUUUAUUAAGCGUUUGAUAAUGAUGUGAUGGUGUUAUUUUAAUGAAUAUUUUUAGUGGGUGGUUUACUUUUUAAUUAUUACAGGUUUUUGUAAAUUUCAUACGAAACAUUAUUAUCUUGUUGAAAAGAAUCUUAAAAUUUUAGUUACAUGUUUAGAGGUGAUUUUAAGAAACAGUUGCGAUUUCGACUACAGUUAUUAAUUAGUGUUGUAAGUCGACGUGUUUGUUAUUAUAUGACAAUAAUAUAUACUCAUGUAAGUAUACUUACUGGUGUCAAAAUUGUAAUUGACAAUAAUCAUACAAUAAUGAAUUGUUUUUUAAAUUAUUUACAAAUUAGAAUAUUUAGAUAUUGACUCAAUAAUGUAACCCUAAUCCCUAUAGUAUUUGAUUAUACACUUACCUACUAGUUUUAUUAGUAGAUAUACAACAUUUUUAUAUAAUUUACUAAAUGUAUACACAACAAGAUAACCUAACCUUUAACAGAAUAUAUAUUUAUAUUGUAAAAAAAAGUGAACGCGUUUUAAACGUUCGUAAAAUAGUAUAAAUAUUCGGAGUCAUAUCCGAUGCCUUUAGGUGACUUAAAUAGAAUCAAACACCAGUGUUUGCAAUUAACUCAAUCGAAAAGAAAAAAAACACGUUUUGAUAUUAAAAGCAAAAGUCACACGUGACGUGAAGGACAACAUAUUCUGAAAUUGAAAAAGAUGGGAAUAUUAUAUACAUAUAUAGGAUUCAAUAAAAUUUUGAAAAAUGAUUAAUAAAAUAUAUUUUACUUCGUUAUUUAGAUAUACAAAAAGAAUAAAAAAUAUUUAGUUGGAAGUGACAGACAAUAUUCUUAGAGUUUUAGGUCAGAAAUAACAACAUACAUCUCAAAUACGUCGAAUUACAAAAUAAAAUGUGAUAGUUGGAGAUGUUGUGUGCGCUCGCUGUAUCUUUUUGUAAAAGUGUACAGUAAAAAAAUGGGUAACUCAUGUCAAUCUUGCGAUCACAAUAUCAAUUUUCAUAUCAGUCAUUAAGCAUAUGCUAUCUUUACAAGUUAGACUUUUUGAUACUUGACUCUGUAGUUUAAAUAAAUUAAUUGAAAACUUUGUAAUGAAAAAUACAAUAAAUAUUGUGCCGUAAGCAAGUAUGUUUAAAUUAAUCGUUAAGAAAAGUUAUUUACAUAAUCAAAUAAAUUUAAAUUAUCAAACAUAUUAACUAUCUAACGUAAACCAUGUUUAAAAGUUUUUGAGACCAUCGCAGAAAUGCACAAAGUGGACACUUUUUGUAAAGAAAAUAAAUUAUACUUUUCAGCUAUUAUUGAUUUAAUAUUAUGCUUCAAAUCAAUUCUUAAAAUAAACUAACGCAAAUGACAAUUCAAUAAUAAUUAACGUAUAUUUUUCAUUAUAAUAUGUAUUGUGUAAAUACUUACUACGGUUUCUUAAUAUUUCGGUUUAAAAACGGUCGAAAAUAAAACUAGGCCGGGAGUUGAACUAAUAAAAAUAAUGUAAGUCUAAGCUUGUUUGUCAAAAUCAAAAUUUUUUCUCGCUCGUGUAGGUAAAUUGAAGAUGGCGACAUAAAAUAAAACUUACAAUAAUUAAUUAAAGCAUGACAAUAAUGAAGGUUAAUGUUAUAAUACUGAUCGGUAAGUUAGCGAUUUUAAUAUUUUAUUUAAAUAAUUUUUUUUUCGUAAUUUCUUAAUGUUGCAGAGAUUAAUGAUUCAAAUAAUAUGCCAAUUCAUCUGUGUAUUCAAACUGUUAAAUUAAGUUUUCUAUGCACAGUACAGCAGCACUUUCAUAUUUUACAAAAAUAAAUCUUGACGAUCUGUAUUUUAAUAUGUGGAUUGACAAUAAUGAAUCCUAAUAAUCAAUUUUACAAAACUUAAAUAUAAUCUUAUUGUAAUAAGUAGGUAAUGUACCUACUUGCUUUAUGAUAUUGUACUUAAUACUAUAUUAUGUUUUAUAUUUUAUUAUAUGCCGAAAUGUAGACCAUAAAGACAUUUUCAUAAAAGUCUUUAUAUAUAUAUGUAAGUAGAUUUAAAAUGUUUUGACUAUCGCAUACUUCUCAAUUGAAUUUUUACGACAAUAAAAUGGUAUUGAAAAAUUAAACCGUUGGACUGUUUACGUAAAAUAAGAAUGGUAACUAGUAGGUACGGCCUAGUGUAAUAAAGAAUAGAACAGAUGACAAUAAUCUCGUCUAUUCGUGAAUUUAAUUAAUAAAUUAAUAUUUGACUUUUAAAAUUAUUUUAUAGCAGGGUACUGAACUGGCUAUUGCCAUUUUUUUUUGUUUCACGUAACACUUUUGUUGUUAAUUGUAUUUUUACCAUAGAGAAAUAUUGUUUGACCGUUUUGUUACGCACCACUGUAAGCACAUGUUGCCAGAUAUAAAAAAUAAUAAAUCAUGGUAGAUUUUGUACUGUUCGUUUUAUCUUAAUAUCAAACUGUGAUUGCUUUGGAUCAACGGCUUUGCCUCAUAAUGAGUUUUAUAUUUCAUAUUCGUUUUAUUUGUGUAACCAAUCGUUUCAUAAUCAAAAAUAAUAUUAAUUUGUGUAGAUAUGUGGCAGGACAAUAUCUAAAUUCAAAAAUAUAAUUAUUGAUUUAUCGUAUUGGAUGUUAAUAUUUUACAAUAUAAGUAUCUGAAAAACAUAUAUUAUGUGUAAAGCGUAUGUUUCCAGAUUUUUCGCUAUUAUAACGAUUAUAGAAAAUGAAAUGAUUUCUGAAAAUUUUAUCUACUAAAAGUAAAAAUUAAUAACAAUUAGAGAGUAGGCAUGUAAUUUGAAAUAAUUUUACACUCUGUAGUAGUAGAUGUUGAUGCACAAGUUAUGUUAUUUGUAAGAAUUUUAUUAGUAGUAAAUUAUUAUACCUACUACAUUAUAGUUGAUUGUAUUGCUAGUUACCUAGUAAACAAAUUUUUACUGUGCAAUUACUAAGAUUAUGUCAUGGACUUGAGCUUUAUGUGUGUACUAUGUUUAACUAAUAGAAUUGAUAUUUUACAAGUCAAUCUCGGUAAAAUGUUACUAGUUUCUUUUUGAUGAAUAUAAUAAUCGCAGAACUGAAUUCAUUAAACUUACAAAUUAUGUGAAAUACACCAAAACUUUACAAAUAAAAAGCAAUAAUCGACUCUAUCUGCAUUAACAUAUCGAAUAUAUCUGCAUUAACAUAUCGAGACAACAAAGACGAAUUUAAAAUGUUAUCAAAUUUUCUUUCGCAUAUCAAACAUGUUUUAUAUUGUCAAAAAGCUAUUUGUGGCCGUCCUAGAAUUCAAGAUAGGUAUUAUUUAAUGAAUGUCACCACAUUUGUCUUUCUUUCGCGAUGUUAUUGAUUUAUUUAGUUUCUACUAGGUACCUUUAAGUACUCACAACACAUACUUUGAUGAGCCGUAUAUUUAUUGGAACGUUCAAAAAAAAAAUUUUUUUUAUACAUUAAUCUUAAAGUUGGCGCUCAUCGAAGACUAUGCAAAGCGUUUGUAUUUGUAUGAAAUUGUUAAGCACGCGAUUACGUAGCCAGCCAACGUUCCAUACAAAAACGCUUAUUCAUAGGCUUUGCAUAUGCAAUUGGUGUGCACUGGCCUUCAUUCUUCAAUUUUAUUAUCCCGCUAUGAAACUGAAGCAGUGAAGCUUAAUUUAAACAAUUAAAGCUAUUCUAAAUGAUUCGGACUAAGUAUGUACGUACACGGUUCAUUCGCGGGAUAAUUUUUUUUAAUGAAAAUAGGGUAAGAGGUUGUAGUUAGUUUGGAAAUAAUUACGGUCAUCAUUCUUCAGUACUUUUAAAUUAGUUUGGUAUUCUUAUUCAUAAUGAAUAAUAAACUUUUUAAAAUGCACAAAUUUUCAUGUACAAUAUUGAAUAGAAUUUUAACGCUUUUUAUAUGUAUAUCUAUAUUGUAUAUACUUAAUUAAUGAGUAAGCUGACAAUUUUGUAAAAACCCGAUAUAAACCAGUCGUUUUCACAAUAAAUUGCUGUUACUUUGUGUAAUUUAUGACAUCUUUGACAAUAAAGACCUUUCCUUAAAUCAA
Molecule: messenger RNA, 6789 nt
Organism: Plodia interpunctella (Indianmeal moth)
Lineage: Eukaryota; Metazoa; Arthropoda; Insecta; Lepidoptera; Pyralidae
Exons: 17
Coding region: 475-2634 (719 amino acids)
Source: RefSeq, a predicted model, not a curated record